This is a messenger RNA of Trichomonas vaginalis G3, 1299 nucleotides long. RefSeq names its product A-type inclusion protein-related family. The transcript has a single exon. NCBI's taxonomy places the organism in Eukaryota, Parabasalia, Trichomonadida, Trichomonadidae. The record is from RefSeq and is a predicted model, not a curated record. The coding region runs from base 1 to 1299 and encodes 432 amino acids.
AUGUCAUUCCAGGCGAGGAUGAAUGCAGUCCGAAAGGAGACAUUUGCCCUUAAAGAAAGAGUAAAGGAAUUAUCAAAGCCAAAUGCGGAAUAUCAGACAUUAAAAGCCCAAGUUGAAGAUUUAGAGAAACAGAAAGCAGAUAGUAAAAAGAGACAUCAAGAAUCACUUGCUCUCGUGCAAGAUGAAAUCGCUUCGCUUAAACAAAAACUUGUAACACUUAAAACACAAAAUGAAGAAGACCAAAAUAACCAAUUCAAAGACUUAACAGACAAAAUCGAAACUACCAAACAGAAAAUUGAAGUUAAAGAGAGCAAAAUAUCGAUGCUCACGCAAAACAACAAAAAAUUCGAAGUCAGAAUUAUUAAAAAGAAGAGAGAUUUAGAUAUGCUUAGAGCAAGAUGCAAGAGACUUCAACCACUUGUAGAUUUUCUUAAAACAUCACGCGCUUACCCAAUGUAUCAUGAAGAUCUAACAAUGCAAAGCCGCAAGCUCAGAAUGAAGUUAGAGACUCUCCAAAACUCCAAGGCUGAAUUCCUAAAGAGACAGGAAAGUCUUGAGGCAUUCAAUCGCUCUAUAGCUAUGAAAAUUCAAAUCAAAAAUCAAGAACUAAGUAUGGCCAAUUCUCGUUACGAAACUACAAAGACACGUAUAGCCUCUGCUGAUAAAGAGAUCGCCCAGACCCAGGAUUCGAUUGCAGCGGCCAGAGGAAGACUUGAUGCAGUUAUUCAAGAAAACAAAGCAUAUAUCGAGCAGCAGGAGGUCGAACUCAAGAAAUAUACAGUUAUUAACGACGAAUACAACAAGCAGCUUGAAGAAUUAACAGACCAAUACAAUAAUCUUUUGUCAGACCUCGACAACCAGAAAAAGAAGCUCGAAGAAGACAAAUCCAAAUGGAAACAACAAGCUACAGAUCUCAGAAAGAUCGUUACCCAGUUGAAAGACACCGGAAUUGAUCCAUCGAUUCCUAGAAUCGACGUAGAACUUCAAAAGAAGAUUGAAGGAAUCAUUUUCGAUAAAGAAAGAAUUUCCAAACACAUGGCCCAGCUCAAAUCAGAAAUUCAAGGAAAAAAGAACGAAAUCGACACUGUUGAGUUCCAAAUCCAGAACCAGACCCUCAAACAGCAGCCAAGUACUCAGAUUACAUCAUCUCCAGAGUUCCAGCAGAAACAGCUCCUUCUUGAAGAGCUAAUUAUCCAAAAUGUCGACCUCAACAGGCAAAUUGUCGAAUACCAGAAGAAGAUUCAAGAACUCAAAGCAGAUUCCGAUCAGAUUAGAAAGAGCCUCCAAAAGGCCAAAUAA